AUGAGUGCCGCUGAAGAAGAGGUCAAGGUCGAGAGAUUGACUCGCAGCCCAGAGAACAAGAUCAGAAUUGAUGGCGCAAAUCAAGCGUCUCCUCCAUCAAAGCCAGUCUACACCUGGCAGCAAUCUGCAGAGUUUGGCCUACAGAUUCAAGUUGAGACUCGAGAGAAGGCCGUCAAGGCCGGCCUCAGUUUCCUCGGCGAUCUGAAUACAGCCCUAGGACUCCACACCGCAGAUGUUCCCAGUGCGAAGAAGUGGAUUGAGCGUAUCAAGCAGAUCACGGGGGAUCGAGGACACACUAGAGUACUGAUUGGAUUUCUAGGAACUACAGGAGCUGGUAAGUCCAGCAUGAUCAACGCUCUGCUUGAGGAAGAAGAUUUGCUUCCUGCCGACGACGAAAAGGCGUGCACAGCUGUCUGCGUAGAAAUCUCGUCAAAUACUGAACCAAUGGAAGCUUAUCGUGCCAAAAUUGAGCGAAUCUCAACCGAGGAUUGGAAGAUCGAAUUGGAAAAACUGUUUCAAGACAUCAGCGACCAGGCCCUGAACAAGGAUGGAGAGGACGGUGAGCCAGAUCUUGAACGAGACAUGCGCAUCAAGACUGCUUUUCAAAAAUUGACAUGUGUUUACCCACAUAUCGAAACUAUUGCCGAUCUGAAGAGUUACACGGUUUCGAAUCUUCUGAAUCAUCCUAAUAUCAAAGACGUCUUGGGUAAAACCAGACACAUUGUCAAGGAAACCCUUGACGAGUUUGCUGCCGCCAUCAAGCCCUACAUUGACUCCAGCAAGUCGAAGCAGGGAGGUGGUAAGCAGUCAUUUGCGCAUUGGCCAUUGGUGAAACUGGUUCAACUCUGGGUCAAGUCAACUAUCCUACAGCACGGUAUCGUUCUUGUGGACUUGCCAGGCUCGAUGGACACAAAUGCUGCUCGAGGCGCAAUAGCGGAGACCUACCAAAAGAACUUGUCUGUCAACUGCGUUGUGGCACCAACUACCCGUGCGGCCAGCGACAAGCCGGCCCAGGAUCUGCUCGGCGAAGUUGCUCAGCGAUCUCUCCAGCUGGAUGGCAAAUUUUCUGCUGACUCUCUAUGCUUCAUCGUCUCAAAGACCGACUCCUCACUUAGUAUGGCCCGCUACAUUAAGAACCACAAGAAUGUCGAAGCUAUGCUCAAAGUUGAGUUCGAGGAGCAGGCUAGCCUCAACAAUAAGCUCGACCGGCUCCGAAUUCACUGCGCUGAAAAGAAGAAAUCGCAGGGCGCAUAUGAGAAGCUGGCUAAAGAUUUGAAAAAGCAGAUGGAGGUAAUUGUCUUUAAGAAGUCUGGUUCUGGAGAUAGUCCCAAGAAGCGCAAGCGGGAAGAUGGAGAACACCCAGAGACUCGUACGCCCAAGCAAAAUGCAAGGCAGACGGAGUACCUUGAACUAGUAGCUAAAAUCAAGGAAGCAAAGAUCGGCGCCGAUAAAGCUGGCAGUUCCCUUCAUUCAGCUACUGAGAAGAUUAGUGCUUUGGAACAAGCUCUGAAAGACAGCGAAUCCCGGAAGCUCGCUGUAUGCGUCAAGAAUCGGAACGACGUGUCGGCAACAGAGAUUCGACGCGAUUUCGAGGGCGCAUCCAAAUAUCUCAGCCGCAAAGGCACCGGCAAGCAACUGCAAGUUUUCUGUGUGUCAGCGUGGGCCUUCGGGCCUCUUUUGAGAGGAGAAAAAGCAAUGAGUGGUUUCCCAAAAAUCAGCGAUACUGGCAUCCCGGCUUUACAAAACUGGCUCACGGAGACGACCUUGCCCACUCGAAACCGAAACGCUCUCUCGUUCCUCGACGAUAUUGUCAGCCUUGAGCUGUCGAUGGUCAAUUGGCUAUCAGAUAACUCUCUGGGAUUUAAAAUUUCUAACUCGGAGCGUAAGAACCUCGACGAAUGCUUCGAACAGCACUUUCAAGGUUUGCAGAAGGAAACAUCAAAGGUCAACUCCCAGAUUGUCCAGAAAUGCAAAUCGACCGUCGAGGAGGGCCUUUUCUCUCAGAUGGUCAAGGUCGAGCUCAUCGCUGGGGGUCAGGCCGAACAGACCGUCAAGAGUUGGGCCCAGCGUCCGAUGCAUUGGAGCACGCACAGAGCAUGCAAUCGCGGACAGGGUAUUUGGAAGACCGUCAAAGGUAUCGAGCACAAUUGGAUUGAUAAAUUGGCUGGUAUCUACUUGCAGCCUCUUACCAAAGAUUGGGACCGAACUUUGCACACCAAGCUUCCAGCUCAGCGCACGUUUUACGAUGACAAGAUCAGCCUACUUAUCCAAAGCUUUAUCGUCAAUGUAUCGACUUCCGUAGGCAAAAUCCUUCCCUCCCUUGGAGACGCCGUUCAGCAAUGGAAGGAGUCGUCGGCCAGGAGCAUGGUGACUAUUCAAAAGAUCUCGCGUGUUAUCUUCGACGAGGAUAUUCAGAAGGUCACUCGAGAUUCGCAUAGAUUAGUCCAGCCAGAGAUCCAGAGGCUCUGGAAACCAACCUUUGACAAAUGCGGCGAGAAUUCUGGACCCGGCCACUUCAAGAGAAAUCAGCAAAGACACGUCCUCUUCGUUCAGAAGAAUGGUCGUCUUAUGUACGAGCAGAGCUCUCGGGCCAUCAAGAAUUCGUUCGAGAAGCUGUGGGAAGGUCUCCCUGCGAACUUUGAUGAGGGAACUGGCCGAGCCAAUCUCCAGAUUCAAGAAGAGUUCAAGGAGAUGCUAGCGAAUUACACUCUGCAUGGCGAUAAAGAGAGCGCAAAGUCAGUGGAGGCUUCUUCGAAGGCACAUCUUCAAGAGAAAAUUCGGCGUCUAUUCAAUGAUCUGAAGACCGCAUGGGCUGAGACCAUCGAAAUCCCAGAAGUCGCCGAAGAGGUCGAAUCCGAGUAUGAAGAGAUCGACAUCGAGGGUGUGCUGAAAGAUGACGAGCAGGAUGAAGAAUUCAUCGACCUGAUCGAUUCUUCUGAUGAGGAUUAG
Molecule: messenger RNA, 2949 nt
Organism: Drepanopeziza brunnea f. sp. 'multigermtubi' MB_m1
Lineage: Eukaryota; Fungi; Ascomycota; Leotiomycetes; Helotiales; Drepanopezizaceae
Source: RefSeq, a predicted model, not a curated record